UCCCAGAAACCUUCGCGCAGCAAAAGCACCUGACGAGUACUCCUGUCCACUUCUUUCCAGGAAGUUGGAGGACUGUUGUUUUAGGUCUGUGUGGCGUACGUUUAGAAUGGCGACUUUUAUUUCUGUACCACUGAAAAAGACUUCCGAGGUAGAUCUCGCGAAACCCUUGUCCAAGUUCAUCUCAAAUACUUACCCGGCGGGAGAAGAACAAGGGGAUUAUGUACGAGCUACGGAAGAGCUCAGCAAGCUCCGGAAAAGUGCUGUGGGUCGGCCGCUGGACAAACACGAGAGCUCUCUGGAAGUGCUGCUCAGGUACUAUGACCAAUUGUGUGCUGUUGAACCAAAGUUUCCAUUCUCUGAAAAUCAAUUGUGUUUGACAUUCACAUGGAAGGAUGCUUUUGAUAAAGGUUCUCUUUUUGGAGGUUCAGUCAAGUUGGCUCUGCCAAACCUUGGCUAUGAAAAAACUUGUGUUUUGUUUAAUGUUGGAGCGCUUGCAAGUCAAAUUGCAUCUGAACAAAACCUAGACAGUGAUGAAGGAUUGAAAACAGCUGCCAAAUAUUAUCAGCUGGCUAGUGGGACUUUUUCUCACAUUAAAGACACAGUUUUGUCUGCCUUGAGUCGUGAACCUACUAUGGACAUCUCUCCUGACACAGUCAGCACUCUCAGUCAAAUCAUGCUGGCUCAAGCUCAAGAAGUGUUUUUUCUGAAAGCUACAUCAGACAAAAUGAAGGAUGCAAUAAUAGCCAAACUCGCCAAUCAAGCUGCAGACUUCUAUGGAGAUGCUUUCAAGCAGUGUCAGUACAAGGAACACUUGCCAAAGUAUUUUUAUUUCCAGGAGGUGCUGCCUGUCCUUGCUGCUAAGCAUUGCAUCAUGCAGGCCAACGCAGAAUUCCAUCAGUCUAUACUGGCAAAGCAGCAAAAGAAAUUUGGUGAAGAGAUUGGAAGACUACAGCACGCAGCUGAUUUGGUAAAGACUGUGGCAUCUCGUUAUGAUGAGUACAUUAAUGUGAAAGAUCUCACAGACAAAAUAAACAGGGCUCUCACAGCGGCUCGAAAGGACAAUGACUUCAUUUAUCAUGACCGAGUUCCAGAUCUCAAGGACAUGGACUCAAUUGGCAAAGCUGUUCUGGUGAAACCCACAGCAAUCUCAGUACCCAUGAGCCAGAAGUUUACUGAUCUUUUUGAAAAGAUGGUUCCUUUGCUUGUUCAGCAAGCUUUAACCGUGUACAAUCAAAGGAAGGCUGAUAUGGUGAACAGAUUAAUAGGCCAAAUGAGAGAAGCCACUAAUCUGUCAAAUGGAGUUCUGGCUUCUCUGAAUCUGCCUGCAGCCUUGGACGACCUUUCUGGAGACAGCAUCCCACAGUCCAUCCUAGAAAAAUCUAGAGCUGUCAUACAGUAUGGGGGUUUGCAAACGGUUGAUCAGCUUAUAAGAGAUCUACCAGAGUUGCUACAGCGGAACAGGGAGAUUUUGGAUGAGUCAUUUAAAAUUUUGGAAGAGGAGGAGUCCACAGACACUGAACUGCGAACUAAAUUUGCUCAACGUUGGCAGAGGAUUCCUUCCAAUGAACUUUACAAGCCCCUUAGGACAGAGGGAGGCAACUUUCGGAAUAUGCUGGACCGGGCCGUCCAGGCAGAUAAAGUUGUAAAGGAAUGCUAUGCAGGACACUCUGAAAUGAUUUCUGUGCUCUGCAAACCAGAGGCAGAGCUCGGUGCUGCAAUACCUUCUGCUAAUCCUACAAAGACCCUACAGGGCAGUGAGGUUGUAGGAGUCCUUCGAACUCUGCUCUCAAACCUUGAUGAAUUGAAGUGUGAAAGGGAAAAGGUAGAAAUUGACAUCAAGAUGGUGCAGUUUGAUAUGACCAACAAGUUUCUGACAGCCUUGGCACAGGAUGGUGCUCUGAAUGAGGAGGCUAUCUCUGUCACACAACUGGACAGCAUCUAUGGAGGAUACACCCAGAAAGUACAGCAGAACCUCAAGAGUCAGGAGGAGAUACUUGGAAAGAUUCAGGUUUCUCAUGAGGAGUUCUCUAAAAUGAAACAGUCAAAUGCAGAUUCCAACCAGAGAGAGGAGAUGCUAAAGAAACUGGCUGCUGCACAUGACAACUAUUUUGAGCUCUGCAAGAACCUAAAUGAAGGCACUAAGUUUUACAACGAUCUAACAGAAAUCCUGCUAAAGUUCCAGACAAAAUGUAGUGAUAUUGUGUUUGCUCGGAAAACAGAAAGAGAUGAACUUCUCAAGGAACUGCAGCAGAACAUUGCUCGAGAGCCUAGUGCUCCCUCUAUACCACCAGUUCCUGCAUAUCAAGCCACACACAGCUCCAGUGCCUCUACUACACCUGCCAUUCCCACACCAGCCCCAAGGACCGUUUUUCAACAAGGAAAGCCCCAGCCACCAGCUCGUCCACCACCUCCAGUGAUUUCUUCUUCCACCCCAAGCACAAGUGCUCAACCGGCAGCUGGCAACUCUGCUGAUGCUCAGAUCCCACCUGCUGCAGCCACUCCAUCUCAGGCAAUGGGGGCACCCACUCAGGCGCAAGGUCCACCUUAUCCCACAUACCAGGGACACCCAGGGUUCUAUUCGAUGCCUAUGCCCUACAGCGCAUAUCCAUAUGGUCAGUACCACAUGCCCUUUAUGUACCAACCUUCUGCUCAACCAGCAUACCCUGGCAAUCCGCCAGCCCAGCCUUCUGGAUACCCAUACCCGCAACAACCUUUUUACCCCCAGCAGUGAGAUGUCUCCUUUUCUUGAAAGCUGUGUGGUUACUCUUAUUACUCUGCUGAAGGCACUCUGCCCUGUUCUAGAUAGCAGAGCUGAUGCUCAAACACUAGUUUCCACAUUCUCUUCUCCAUUGUCUGCCUGUAAGUAACUAAUUCUGAAAGUGACUUCCGGCACACUUUAUUGACUGCUCCUGCUGCUGCCGGGUUAAACUUCUUUAAACAGCACAGAGUUACUCUAAUACUCUGCUCUUCUAGAAUUGAUAAAAAGUAUAUUUUUUUUCUUUUCUGUAGACAAUUUAAUAAUUAUAAAAAUCAAUUGAGGUCAAGGUUGCAUAUAAAAUGAACAGGGUAUCUAAGUACAGCAUGUCACUAAAGAGCAAAUGUAUCCUCCCUGCCUUUGCAGACCAUUUUGAUCACUUACAAACUUGUAUUAAUGCCUUGUAUAAAUCACAUGAGAAAGUA
Molecule: messenger RNA, 3180 nt
Organism: Polypterus senegalus (gray bichir)
Lineage: Eukaryota; Metazoa; Chordata; Cladistia; Polypteriformes; Polypteridae
Gene: pdcd6ip
Product: programmed cell death 6 interacting protein
Exons: 18
Coding region: 107-2731 (874 amino acids)
Biological process (GO): mitotic cytokinesis
Cellular component (GO): endosome
Molecular function (GO): protein binding
Source: RefSeq, a predicted model, not a curated record